ACCAAAUGAACAAGAGGAGCCCGUUGUGACACGAGGUGAGCCCCAUCUAACAACAACAACAAACGGCAGCAAGAACAACCCUUGUGCCAGCCAGAACAACAACAUUUAUAAGUGAGAGCCGCAGAGGAGGCCCUCCAUACCUUGGCCGAUCCUCUGACGUUGUGAAAGUGAGCAGCUCUCUCACUCAGUCUCAGCUGAUGGAGGGUUUCAAGUGACCAAAACAAAAACAACAAUGGCAGAGUCGACGACUUCAGGGGAACAAUUACAAAACCUGAAAUAUUCCAUCCAUAAAUAUUCGACGUUUUCCGCCAAUUUUGUACCAGAGCUACUGCCUGGAAUGGAGUGGUGUUAGCUGAGAACUGAAUCAGCAGUUGAAGAAUUCAGUCUUGAGUCUUCUUCUUUGAAAUAUAUUAGAAGAUAAACCAACUGAUCAGUCCUCCCGAUGGUCGUCAGAUUCCAAUAACCCUCCACAGUAUUUAAUAUUGAAAUUAGAACAUCCAGCUGUGGUAAAGACGAUAACGUUUGGAAAAUAUGAAAAAACCCACGUGUGCAAUGUUAAGAAGUUUCGAGUUUAUGGUGGUCUAUCUGAUGAUAAUAUGGUGCUUCUUUUAGAAAGUGGACUGAAGAACGACACUGUUUCUGAAACCCUCGUUUUAAAACAUACCGUGUCUGGUCACCAAUUUCCUUUACGUUUUGUCAAGAUUGUUCCACUUCAGUCUUGGGGCUCAACUUUUAAUUUUAGCAUCUGGCAUGUUUCGCUUGGUGGGUGCGAUGACAGGGCUGUAGUUCAAAAAUGUAUGAACUGGUAUACAACAUACAGGGAAAGGGAAGCAAUUCGUUUAUGUCUAAAGCAUUUUCGACAGCACAAUUAUACAGAAGCUUUCGAAUCGCUCGAAAAACGAACUAGGGUUACGUUAGAAGACCCAAGACUAACAAGAUUACAUGAUCUACUAGUAUGUCAAGGAGACUUCGAUGGCUGUGAGCUCUUAAUAGCUGAUGCUGCGCGAGAGGGCUUAUUCCAGCAGUACAUUAGUCAGCAAGAAUAUAAACCACAAUGGACGCCCAUUAUUCCUACGCCUUUGGGGUCUGUGAGUGGUCACCAACGACCUGGCAUGAGAGGUGGUCAUCAAAUGUGUAUCGACACAAAUACUCAGACAAUCUACCUCUUUGGUGGAUGGGACGGAAUGCAAGAUCUGAGUGACCUCUGGUCCUAUCACAUCCCCUCUCAAGAGUGGACCUGCAUAUCUAGAGAUACUCAUGCAGAGGGUGGUCCAACUGCACGUUCCUGUCACAAAAUGUGCCUGGAUCCAGAGCGCCGCCAGAUCUUUACCCUCGGGCGAUACUUAGAUUCAGCUCUCCGAGUUUCGGAAAAUCUUAAAAGUGAUUUUUAUAUGUAUGACAUGGAGAAUAACAAAUGGACAUUAGUUACUGAAGAUACUGCAUCUAUGGGUGGACCAAGGCUUAUAUUUGACCAUCAGAUGGUCAUGGAUGUAGAGAGCCGUAUCAUUUACGUGUUUGGAGGGCGUGUUUUAACUCCCUCUCGUUGGGAAGGUUGUGUUGGAGGCCUGGGUGUAGACGAAAUCCGUAGUGCCAGCUACACGCCAAGUGAUGCAAUUUUUUCAGGAUUGUAUUCCUACCAUGUUGCCAAUAAUACUUGGGUGAAAUUGAGGGAAGAUGUUGCAGGAAACCCUAUUGGACCUCAAGACAUUAAGUCCCGUAUUGGACAUUCUAUGCUUUUCCAUACUGGAAAUCGUCAGCUGUAUAUUUUGGCAGGACAAAGGAAUAAGGAAUAUUUAACUGACUUUUUCACCUAUAAUGUAGACUCAGACACCGUUACAUAUAUUAGUGAUGGAACUCGAAAAGAUUCUGCAUCAGUUCCUUCAGCAGGUUUCACGCAAAAAGCCACUAUAGAUUCUCAGUUAAAUGAAAUUCAUGUCCUAUCUGGUUUAAGUAAAGACAAAGACAAAAGGGCAGAAAAUGUACGAAAUUCGUUUUGGGUUUAUGACAUAAAUCAAAAUAAAUGGUCUUGUAUUUUCCGUAAUGAACAAGCUGAAGACUCUUACUGGAGUAGGGUGCAGAACAUGGAACCUUGUCCAAGAUUUGCUCACCAACUAGUGUAUGAUGAAACGAAAAAGGUGCAUUACCUGUUUGGAGGCAACCCAGGGAAAGCAUCUCUUCCUAAGAUGCGGUUAGAUGACUUCUGGUCAUUACGACUUUGUAGGCCUACAGCAGAGCAGCUUUUACACACCUGCAUUCUGCUUAUCCGAAAGCAUAGGUUUAGCGAGCUGGCUCGUGACGAUUCAGUUUCUGCCUUGAAGUACCUGCAAACGCAACUGCAUAAUGCAGUAGAUCACUCUGAUCCAGUACAAGUCCAAGAGUUCCAAGCACUUGCCUCAACGCUUUUCCAGCCACCAGAGGAACCCACUGGUUUACAAGCAGUUCAUUGUGAGGAAGGAGAAAAUUCAAAAUUAAAGGGAAACAACCUGGGAUGGCAUCACAACAGUCGAACUUUGUUAUUUGAUAAGUUGACACAGUUUUUCCCAGAACAUAUGACUCAACCCAGAGGCAAUCUAGUGGAUCUCAUACCUUAUUGAAUUUGGUAAAGGUAUUGUCGAGUUGCUGAACUUGAUCUGGAUUUGAAUGGCAGCUUUUUCAAGAUCAGAAUGAAAAAAGCCAUUGAGUCCUCGUUUUUUAAUAUGCAAUGGAAUAUUCCCCUUCUUACCCCCCCUCCUCUUGCUCUCUCUUUCACUCUCCCUUCUUUCAAUUCAAGUGUUUACAUUGAAUUUACCUAACUAGCCUUGUUUUUGCUGUUUUGUUAGUUGCAUAAUAUUGUAACUUGUAUUGGAAGAGCUAUUUGAUAAUUGCUAUUGAUUGGCUGUAGUUCACUGAAGUACUGUAUUUGAAAUAAGGCAAAUUAUGUGAUAAGUUUCAUUCACUUCUGUUGGGGCAAAACUAGUAAUGAAUAUCACUCAGUAGUUAAAAAACGAUAAUGUCUUAAAAUGCAAGGAAUGAAUUUACAAUUGGCAUCUGUAAAGUGACUGAACUUUGUUGCCUUUUACCUUAUUCUAAAGUGCAAAUGAAUGUGCAGAUAGAAUGUGUACAUCACGUCAAAAGCUUAUUCUUGCAUUUUUUUUUUUAUAAUUCACGUUUCACAGCAUUAAUUGGUAGGCUUUCAAAGCAAAAGCUCUGCAAUAGAUUAAUUUCUUCCAAAUUACAAGCUGUAUUUUUUUUUACCAAAGAUUCCACAGUAUUCUAUGUAAAUUAUGAUUUAUGGGAAGUCUUUCUUUUCUCCAUCUUUCCCCCAACCACUUUAGUCCAUGUAUUUUUAUAUGGAAAUAUGGAUUAUCAUUUUUUCCAUGUUGAUUACUUUUGACAUUCGUCAACAAUUUCUCCUUUGGUUUAUUCACACUGUAUGUUUAUAUUUUAAUAAAGUUUGUUGAGUCA
This is a messenger RNA of Macrobrachium nipponense, 3444 nucleotides long. Its product is annotated as muskelin-like. Lineage: Eukaryota; Metazoa; Arthropoda; Malacostraca; Decapoda; Palaemonidae. The transcript has 17 exons. Gene Ontology annotation, molecular function: protein binding. The record is from RefSeq and is a predicted model, not a curated record. Gene Ontology annotation, cellular component: cytoplasm. The coding region runs from base 597 to 2594 and encodes 665 amino acids.